CAGAAGAAAGGAAAUGUUUAAAACUGCAUGAUGGAGAGUAAAUGGUAAUUUUUAUCAUUUUCAUUUUUGGGUGAAACAUCCAUCUCAUGCUUCUCGCUUUGAACCUUCAAACUAAAGUUAACUUUUUUUCAUUUAAAGACCUGAUGGUGCUGAAAGAAGAGACACUUCAUCAGAAUGAAAAGGAAGAGAAACAGCAGUUUGAGAAACACCAAGUAAUAAUGACUGAUGAAAAACCCACACUGUCUAAAAAGACUUCAUCACGUGGAAGACCUCGGAAAUCCAAGUCUAUGUGUAAUUACAGCUGUACACGGUGUAGAAAGAGUUUCAGUAAAAAGUCAAACCUUGAUAUUCACAUGAGAGUUCACACUAAAGAGAAACCUUACACCUGCAAACAGUGUGGAAAGAGGUUUGGUUAUAUACAAGGCUUUGAAAACCACAUGAGAAUUCACACUGGAGAGAGGCCGUACACAUGCCAACAGUGUGGAAAAAGCUUCUAUCAUGCAGGAAACUUUGCAGCGCACCAGAGAAUUCACACUGGGCAGAGGAAGUAUACAUGCCAACAUUGUGGAAAAAGCUUCUCUAAAACAGGAAACUUGGCAGUGCACAUGAGAAUUCACACUGGGGAGAAGCCUUACUCUUGCUCUCAGUGUGGAAAGAGUUUUAAGCAAAAUGUCACCCUUAAAAUCCACAUGAGAACACACAAUGAAGAAAGAAUUUUUACCUGCACACAGUGUGGGAAAAGUAUUUCUCAAAAGCACUACCUUGACAUCCACAUGAGGAUCCACACUGGAGAGAAACCUUACACAUGCACAGAGUGUGGUAAAAGUUUCCCAUAUAAAGGCUCACUCAAACACCACAUGAUAAGUCACAGCGGAGAGAAGCCGUUUGCAUGUGCUCAGUGUGGAAAGAGUUUCACAACCAAAGCUAGCCUCAUGAACCACAUGGAUGGUCACACUGGAACCAUAGUGUUCACAUGUGAUCGGUGUGGAAAGACCUUCACACGCAAAGACUCUAUGAAGCAACACAUGAAGACUCACUCAGGAGAGGAUCGUUUAAGAUGCAGUGAGUGUGGAAAGGGCUUUAAAUGUAAAAGAAGUCUCAGCACUCACCUGAAGCUUCACAAUGGAGAGCAAAAAUGAGGCCUUGUCCAGCGGAGCUUGGGGCUCUUUCCCAGGACAGCAUGUCAAACAAGUGUGAACUCUUGAAUACAUAUCAAGUUACUGAUAAUGAAACCCUUGGAACGCCUGAAGAUUUAAACUCAAUAACUGAAGAGGGGUGAGGAUGUGCCAGGUUGUGAGAGUUUCUACAGGGCUGCAUAAAAAGCUGAAUACCUUUAUAUGUGUUUCAAGUUAUUAUGAACUGAUUAUUUUAUUUUGUGCAAAUUGCACACUUCAAACUAAUUUUCGGCUCUGAAUAUAGAAUUAGAAAGAUU
Messenger RNA from Danio rerio (zebrafish), 1432 nucleotides. NCBI's taxonomy places the organism in Eukaryota, Metazoa, Chordata, Actinopteri, Cypriniformes, Danionidae. The record is from RefSeq and is a predicted model, not a curated record.